Messenger RNA from Endocarpon pusillum Z07020, 2361 nucleotides. RefSeq lists its product as uncharacterized. The transcript has a single exon. The record is from RefSeq and is a predicted model, not a curated record. The coding region runs from base 1 to 2361 and encodes 786 amino acids. Lineage: Eukaryota; Fungi; Ascomycota; Eurotiomycetes; Verrucariales; Verrucariaceae.
AUGACUGUUUACACUUACGGCGCUCUAGGUGACGGUCACAUACGUCUUCUUAGACUACUGCCAGCGGCAGAGAGUACUGCAGCAUUGGAAGGCAACCUCAUCGUCCGCAAGCUACGAGUCAGUGAUAGACUCACCGAGAGUGAGCCAACCAUUACAUUCAACGACGACGGCGUUCUUUCUUUCGUCCAGCAUGAAGCUCAGCAACCAAUCUCGGCAGAACUUGAACAAACCGGCGCAGGUGCUGGAGAGGUGUCCAGCGAACUUCAAAUCCAGGAAGCUGAGUCAUACGAAGCUCUAUCCUACACCUGGGGAGGCAAACCUGAUUCCUCGCACUUCAUUAGAAUCCUGGAAGGUGGCCAAGCAUACAACAUCCCAAUCACACAGAAUCUCGAGUCUGCCCUGCGCCACUUGCGUCCUUCAUCCGAUGCAACUUAUCUCUGGGUCGAUGCGCUGUGCAUUAACCAGGUCAACCACGCCGAGAAGGGUUCUCAAAUCCCAAAGAUGGCGGAUAUCUAUAAUCAGGCCACCAAGGUCCGUGUCUGGCUAGGCGAAGCAAACGACAAUAGUGACAUUGCUCUGAAGUUCAUCAGACGAGUCAUAAAUCUCAGCGACCUCGAUGAACUCGUGCAGAACCCAGAGAUCUCAGGCGAAUGGGCAGCUUUCUUAGACCUGAUGAAAAGGCCCCUCUUCAGUCGCCGAUGGGUGGUACAAGAGAUAGCUCUAGCCAGAGACGCUUGCUUGCAUUGUGGCACAGAAUCAGUAACCUGGAGAGAAUUCGCAGAAGCUGUGUCACUGUGUACGAGUAAACAUCACGAUGUCAGAAAACUCUUCAAAGGCUCCCAAUCGUUCGACCACCAUCCCGACUUCCUGGGCGAGAUCGAGGAGCUGGGUGCCAACCGGCUGGUCUAUGCGUCCAGUAAUCUUUUUCGCAAGUCAGACGAUGGUACAAUCAUGGAACAUCUGCUAUCACUUGAGGCUUUGAUGUCAUCACUCUCUGUGUUUGAAGCCGAAAAUCCGCAUGACGUUGUUUACGCUAUUCUAUGGCUGGCGAACGAUGCUACACCAAGCACAGAACGGGCGAUUGGAUCUUCACUGAGUGAGCAUUGGGUAAUUCAUACUCCGACUCCCGGCUCCCCAACACCAUACGCCGAGUCUCCAACCCGGGCUUCCUCUCCGGCUUCUGAUCGCAGAACACUCCAAACGCCGAAUGACUCAGCUGUGCAAAGUGCAGACACAACUGGACAUUCCGAAACCCAUUCGCCCAUUGAUCACACGAACCAGUACUUACAAGCGCAAACUUUAUCCGUACCGAAUUAUGGCCAAAAGGGUCAUAAGCGGACGGCUUCUGAUCUCACCCUACCACCUCCAAAGAUUAGAUUACAGAUGCCAGUCGAUAGAAAAAUCACAGUUGACUACAGUAAGAGUGUGUACGAAGUUUGUAAAGACUUCCUGGCGUUCGUCAUGGCCCAAUCAGAGUCCUUGGACAUUAUCUGCCGACCAUGGGCUCCUGAGCCUGUCCAUGAGAAGGAGCAAGAUCUGCCAUCAUGGAUACCCAAGCUUUCUAGCGCUCCGUUCGAGCUCGUCGACAAAGUUUACAAACGAGUGGAGGCAGAUGCGCUGGUAGGGCUUCCGGGUAUGCGCCGUAAGAACUACCUGGCCUCUGGCAAAAGGAAAGCAAUAUGGCGAUUCAAGGAAAGUGUCGACAGAAGCUUGUUUGUCUGCGGCUUCAUCUUGGACAAGGUCAACGUGAGAAGCGAAACUGCACAGCAAGGAAUUAUCCCAGCAGAAUGGCUCAAGGUGGUGCAAUGGGACCCUGGAAGAGCAGCUGCACCAGAUCGAUUUUGGCGUACCCUGGUUGCAGAUCGAGGACCUGAUGGCAGCCCACCCCCUCACAUAUACCAGUCAGCACUCAACUAUGCAUUCCAACGGAAAGGUCAACGCGGUGAUCUUAACACCAGAGAGUUAAUCCUUUUUGGGAAAUGCCCAUCUAUGGCGAUCGACUUUCUUCGUCGAGUCCAAUCUGUAGUGUGGAAGCGUAGCCUUAUCUCAACAUCGCGUGAGCACUUCCUAGGUCUGGCUCCAUCCAAGGCUCGAGAGGGGGAUCUGAUCUGCAUUCUCUAUGGAUGUAGUGUCCCUGUUGUCCUUCGAAGAAAGCACCGAACAGCUUCGGAAGACAUUCCCAUUUAUCCCACGACGGGGACAGCAACGAACGAGGACAUUGUUCCGAGAGUAAGAUCCAACAAGCGCGAUCACUAUUACGAGUUCAUCGGCGAGUGCUACAUCCAUGGAAUGAUGGAUGGAGAAGCGCUGCGACAUCAAAGAAUUAGAGAGCUUCAGCAGCAAGAGUUCGAGCUAAGGUAG